Messenger RNA from Culex quinquefasciatus (southern house mosquito), 479 nucleotides. Its product is annotated as adult cuticle protein 1. The record is from RefSeq and is a predicted model, not a curated record. Bases 44 to 451 code for a protein of 135 amino acids. The transcript has 2 exons. NCBI's taxonomy places the organism in Eukaryota, Metazoa, Arthropoda, Insecta, Diptera, Culicidae.
CUUCAAUCAGAACACAAGUUCUUCAACACUCAAAGCAACAAACAUGAAGUGCAUCGCAGCUAUUGUCCUGGUGGCCAUUGCCGUCGCCGAAGCUUCCUACAUUCCGUACACCCACCAGGGAUACGCCGUGGCUCCAGCAGUGACCUACGCCGGUCAUUACGGUGGACCGACUGUUGUUCAGUCCAACGACUACCACCACGGAUGGGCUGCGGCACCAAUUGUCUCGGCCUACAACAACCACUGGAACGUCCCGGCGGCCGUGAACUACAACUCUGGCCACUACUACGAUAACUACCAUCAUGGACACUCCGCUGCCGUGAUCGCUGCCCCAGUUCAGCACUCGGCCACGUACGUCGCCGCCAACCGUGGAGCUGUCCACAAGGCCCCACUCGCCGGACAUGCCGUCAACCAGAAGUCGCUGAACCUGGCCCCGGCUCCGGGAACCUGGUAAAUCUUUGUCGGCUCUGCAAUGUUUUAAC